UAUAAUAUAAUUUAUUUUCAAUAAAUUUUUAGAAUUUAUUUUCUAAAAUUAAUUAAUUUAUGUUUUAAUUAGUGAGAAUAAAAUAUUUUUUUUUAAAAAAAAAAAUUGACAUUGCACCCAUUAAAUGACAUGGACCAAUUAAGAGUGGACUGUUGAUAUCCUAUUUGGUAGAUAACAGUAAGUAGUAACGACUGUCAAUAAAUACUGAACUUAGGUAUUUUAGCUGCCAAAAAAGUAACUGAAGUAUUUAAGUGCUACAAAUGUGGAAAAUUAAGUAUUUUCGUCACAAAUUGCUCAAUAUUUUAUAAUAAUUUUUUAUUUAAUUUUAAACAUAAAUUAUUUUUUUUAAUUUUUAAAUGAUUUUAAUGUAAUUUUAUAAUAUUUUAAAAAUUAAAAUAAUUUGGACCAAUUAAAAUAUUCCCAAGUCUAUGUGGCAAUCCAACUUGGCAUUGAACAUAUUCUGUUUCAACAAUACCUUUAAUUUGCAAACAAAAGUCAAACAUUAGAAAGUACAGCCAUAAAAAAAAAGAUUAGAGCUUAACAAUAUAAAAAAUGAAAACAUAAGAUAUUUUUAAUAAAAGAUGUAAAAAUUGUGUUAUAUUUAAUACCAAAAAUAAUGUUAUCAUAUAGUUACAUGAGUAAUUUGCGGCAAAAAUACCUAAGUUUUAUACCGAGUAGCAAAUAAAUACCUAAGUCCUAUUUUUGGCGGUAUAUAUACCUUCCGUCACUACUCUGGAACUUCCGUAGGUACCUCUCCGUUUUUUGCAUUGUAAUGUGCCAGGUGUCAUGCCAUGUCAUUAAAAUGUAUGCCACAUCACUCACACCACUUAAACUUAACCAUGCCACAACAUACAUUAAAAACCCUCUUAAAAUAAAACCCUAAGAUUAAUUAAACCCUCUUAAAAUCAAAAUAAAAAUACUUACAAAAAACCAAAAAAUUAAAAAAUAAAUAAAUAUUUUAUAUAACUCAAACCUAAAUAAUCUGAGGCAAAACUUUUCCACCAUUGUUGUAAGCUCGAAGGUGACAGUGAGGCAAUGGGACGGUGGUUUUGCGAUUGUAAACCACCAUUGGAAGUUGCGAUUCGCACCUCUAGGACGAUGAAGAAUCCUGGGAGAAGGUUCAAGUGCUGCCCAAUCCAUAAGACGAAUGGUGGGUGCGAUUUUUUCGAGUGGGUUGACAGGGAGAUGUUUCGAAAUUGUGGAGGUGGAUGUUGUAUCCAUGGAGAUUGGAGUGGGCAUGAAGUUUCGAUGGGGUACUGUUCUGUGCAUCAACAAAGAACAGCCCCUUGCAGCCAUGGAGUUUGUACAAAUGGAGAUGUUGCUACUCAUUGUAGUAGUCAUCACAGUCAUGCACCUUUGGAAGAUUAUAAUGAAAGCACAUCUGCAUUUGAAAGGGGAAAAGAUAAUUAUUGGAUUUGGUUUUUAGGUUGUGUAGUUAUAGUUGUACUCUAUGUAAUGUUGUUCUGAAAUGAAGAAGGCUAAGAAUUGUACUAGUAAGCUUUAAUGUAUGAAUGAAUGACUCUUUUAUGUAUGAAUGAAUUCUCUUUUUUAUUAA
This is a messenger RNA of Cannabis sativa, 1555 nucleotides long. RefSeq lists its product as uncharacterized. The transcript has 2 exons. Gene Ontology annotation, molecular function: zinc ion binding. The coding region runs from base 1036 to 1467 and encodes 143 amino acids. The record is from RefSeq and is a predicted model, not a curated record. NCBI's taxonomy places the organism in Eukaryota, Viridiplantae, Streptophyta, Magnoliopsida, Rosales, Cannabaceae.